UAUCCCGCAUAAUGGUUGCGUCAACAAUGGCUGUUAUUACCAGACCUCACUUAGCCUGGGGCCGGGGCAAACGGGAGCCAGAAACACCGAGAAAGCCGAAGAUGAGGUUCCGCAAAGAUCUGUGGGAACGACCCCGGAGAAGGAGGUCCAAGAUGGCGGAAGCGGCGCAGUCUCCAGGAGACCCGGGGACAUCGCCCAAGCCCCUGUUUGCAGGCCUUUCUGAGAUAGCCAUCUCACGUGACAUCCCUAUAGAAGGUGAAAUCACCAUUCCUGUGAGAUCUCGGAUUCGGGAAUUUGACAACUCUACAUUGAAUGAAUCUGUUCGGAACACCAUCAUGCGUGAUCUAAAAUCAGUUGGGAAAAAGUUUAUGCAUGUUUUAUAUCCCAGGAAAAGCAGUACCCUAUUGAGAGACUGGGACUUGUGGGGCCCUUUGAUCCUUUGUGUGGCACUUGCGUUAAUGCUGCAGAGAGGUUCUGCUGAUAAUGAAAAAGAUGGAGGACCUCAGUUUGCCGAAGUUUUUGUCAUCGUCUGGUUUGGUGCAGUAACCAUCACACUCAACUCAAAACUCCUUGGAGGAAACAUAUCUUUUUUCCAAAGUCUCUGUGUGUUGGGCUACUGCAUACUUCCAUUGACAGUAGCAAUGCUGAUUUGCCGAUUGGUACUUUUGGCUGAACAGGGCCCCAUAAACUUCAUGGUUCGUCUUUUUGUGGUCAUCGUGAUGUUUGCCUGGUCUGUAAUUGCUUCUACUGCAUUUCUUGCUGACAGCCAGCCACCCAACCGGAGAGCCCUUGCUGUUUAUCCCGUUUUCCUCUUCUAUUUCGUCAUCAGUUGGAUGAUUCUCACCUUCACUCCAUAGUAACUCAGUAAAUAAGUGAACUGAAAACGCAUCUGAAAGAUGCAGUUCACCAUGGAACUUUGCCUCUGGCCCUCUUUUCUCUAAUUUUGGAGGUAUUGGGUAACUGGGUAGGAGAGGAGAUUAAAAGGGAGCCAUGUAGCACUGUCACCACUUAUAUAAGGAACUGAUGUUUGAAAGGCUGUCCUUUCCCUCUUAGUACUAUUUCUUUGAAAUAUAUGUGCAUACUACACAUAGUAUAAUGCCUCCAUAGGACAUGAUGGAGUCAUUGUGGUCCAUUUGGGUGACAACCAAUGACUCAGGAAGCACAUGGACACAUCCUACGAGUUGAAUGGAGUUGGUAACUAUUUUCAGUUUUGAGAAUACCAGUUCAGGUGCAGCUCUUAAACAUAUUGCCUUAUGACUAUUAGAAUAUGCCUCUCUUUUCAUAAAUAAGAAUGGAUGACCUAUAUCCAUUUUCUUUUAUUUUUCUCUCUGAAGCUUAAAAAGGCAAUGACAAAGGUUCAGAUGGGCAGGGUUAUAGAUGUGAAAGGAGAAAAUGUGCAUUAACCAAGAUUCAGAUCUUGAUUAGAAGAAGUCUUACACUUGUUGCUUUAAAAAAGAACAACAACAAAUAUCAAGCAUCAGCCUCUGGUCUUUUUGUAUAGUCACAUUUCUGCCAUGCUUAACAGCACCUCGGUAGGCACUCUAGUGUUCAGUCUUGCUUCCUCACUCACAAUGUGCAUUGUGAGAUGUCGGCAGUCAACAUGGCAUUUUCCCUGGACCAAAGUUCUCAGUGGCCCAUUGCUUGAGCAUACUCAAGUAGAGAUCUCUGAUGCUUUUUAUCAUGUGGGCAACUUCUCUUGAGGGUGGACUGAGGCAGUUCGGAUGCAUCAUAGCUAUAAGAAAUUCUUCAUUAUUUUGUAUAGUUUGGCCUCUAACUGGAAAGUAAAGAUUAAUCAGAAGGCUGCACUGAACCAUGUGAACACAGAGGGAUUCAGAAUUCCAGUGGCUGAUGAACAGAACAGCUGGAUGUUGAAAGCGUGGUGCAGGAUAUGUUGGGUUUACAGCUGCUGCCUUUUCCUAGUAGGCUUCACAGUUUUCUCAUUAUAUGUGUUUUUCAGGUUGGGAAAUAGCAAUUUAUUUUCUUAGUUUUUGACUUUAUUUGUAAAGCUAAUGACCCCUCCCCUUUAGACAAGUACCUUUUUUGCACAUAUGCACCUACUUGUACUCUCAGCGAUUUAUGCACACAAGUGUGAAGGCUGUUCAGGGAGCAGUGUGUCUGGGGCAAGCUGAUUCUGAGCUAAGCAAGGCUCCUUUAAGGUAAUACGAGCUGUUGCCGUCUAUAAAUUGCACAUUGAAGAACUCUAGUAGACAAAGAUUAGGAGUCAGACAGAAAACAUUCAUUGUAAAUGUACAGUUACUUAUAAAGCUAGGAGUUUCUUAGUCUACAUUUUUUUCUUUAUCGUAGAAUUUAAAUAUUUAUUUUGUAUUUAAGGACUACCUACACCUGGACACAUGAUUCUAAUACCUAUUUCUCCAUCGCCAGAUUACCCACAUGCACAACACCAAGCCAAAUGGGUUCUUGAAAUGGUACUCAGUUACCAAGCACUGCAAAGUUGGUCCCCUCUAUCCCUGCCUUAUCCUGAGUUAUUGGUUAUAUAUUUGUAUUUAUUACAAUUUACCUUUUAAAUUAUAAAAUGAGCCAAUUGUGAGGACAAACUCAAUGUUUCAGUCUUGAAUUGGCAAAGAAAAUAUUUAGAAGCUCAUCUUGAUUUUGCAAUCGAGCCUCAAUUGUCAUCCGUUUUCAUUGUCAGCAAUUUUUGAACUUCGCACUCAAAAUGUUUCUCUCCCAAAGUUGUUAUGUAAUCUGUCCCAGUGUUUAUAAUUAAAAAUUAAAGAAGUAACCGUGCUUCUCAAA
Messenger RNA from Oryctolagus cuniculus (rabbit), 2754 nucleotides. The record is from RefSeq and is a predicted model, not a curated record. Lineage: Eukaryota; Metazoa; Chordata; Mammalia; Lagomorpha; Leporidae.